Molecule: messenger RNA, 6777 nt
Organism: Manis pentadactyla (Chinese pangolin)
Lineage: Eukaryota; Metazoa; Chordata; Mammalia; Pholidota; Manidae
Gene: ADCY5
Product: adenylate cyclase 5
Exons: 22
Coding region: 559-4383 (1274 amino acids)
Biological process (GO): intracellular signal transduction; adenylate cyclase-activating G protein-coupled receptor signaling pathway; adenylate cyclase-inhibiting G protein-coupled receptor signaling pathway
Cellular component (GO): plasma membrane
Molecular function (GO): adenylate cyclase activity
Source: RefSeq, a predicted model, not a curated record
GUCCGCCGCGAGGAAAGGGCACCCACUCGGUCUCCACGCCCGGACCCCCGUGGAGCCGUCCUAGCCACUGCCUCGCCGAGUGUGCAGCUGAGCUCCGUUUAGGCAGAAUCAGCGAGCGCCGCGCCCGGGCAUUGCCAGUCCCGGGGAGGCGCCGCCCGCAAGGACACCUCUCCGUCCCGCCUCGUCCGCAACUCUGGUCCUCGCCGAGCUCGACGCGAGCCAGGAGUCUGGACGUCCCUCUGCGCGCAGCGCAACAGCCCGAGCAGUCCCUGUUGCCCCAGCUCGGAGCCAACACCAUCUCGGACCUGGGACCCCGGACGCGGAUUCUCAGCCACUUCUCACCUCGGGGCUGUUCCUGCCUCUCCACUCGCCCUCCUGCUGCCUCCUUCUCCGCUCAGGACGGGGGUGCCAAGAUGCCCAGCUGCUGCGCAGGGCCCCGGGCCUCCCCCGACGUGUGACCCCAGCCUGGUCCCCCUGCUCGGCCGUCCGCCCUCCCCUUGGAGACCCCCGGCCCGGCCCCCGGGGGAGGAGGAAGAAGACGACGAGGCUGAGGGGGGGAUGUCCGGCCCCAAAAGCGUGAGCCCUCCGGGCUACGCGGCGCAGACAGCGGCGGCGCCGGCUUCCCGGGGAGGCCCGGAACACCGCUCCGCGUGGGGGGAGGCCAAUUCCCGCGCCAAUGGCUAUCCCCACGCUCCUGGGGGUUCUGCCCGCGGCUCCACCAAGAAACCCGGGGGGGCGGUGACCCAUCAGCAGCAGCAGCGCUUGGCCAGCCGCUGGCGCGGCGACGACGACGACGAACCUCCGCUGGGCGGCGACGACCCUCUGGCCGGGGGCUUCGGCUUCAGCUUCCGCUCCAAGUCGGCCUGGCAGGAGCGUGGCGGCGACGACUGUGGCCGCGGCAGCCGCCGGCAGCGGCGGGGUGCGGCCGGCGGGGGCAGCACCCGGGCGCCCCCUGCGGGUGGCGGCGGCGGCUCAGCGGCGGCCGCCGCAGCCGGCGGGACCGAGGUGCGCCCGCGCUCUGUGGAGCUGGGCCUGGAAGAGCGGCGGGGCAAGGGCUGCGCGGCCGACGAGCUGGAGGCCGGCGCCGUCGAGGGCGACGAGAGGUCCGGGGAUGGUGGCAGUUCGGCAGGCUCGGGUGCGGGGCCCGGCGCGGUGCUGUCGCUGGGUGCCUGCUGCCUGGCGCUGCUGCAGAUAUUCCGCUCCAAGAAGUUCCCGUCGGACAAACUGGAACGGCUGUACCAGCGCUACUUCUUCCGUCUGAACCAGAGCAGCCUCACUAUGCUCAUGGCCGUGCUGGUGCUCGUGUGCCUCGUCAUGCUGGCCUUCCACGCUGCGCGGCCGCCACUCCAGCUGCCCUACCUGGCCGUGCUGGCGGCCGCUGUGGGCGUGAUCCUCCUCAUGGCCGUGCUCUGCAACCGCGCUGCUUUCCACCAGGACCACAUGGGCCUCGCCUGCUAUGCACUCAUCGCCGUGGUGCUGGCCGUCCAGGUAGUGGGCCUGCUGCUGCCCCAGCCGCGCAGCGCCUCCGAGGGCAUCUGGUGGACCGUGUUCUUCAUCUACACCAUCUACACACUGCUGCCCGUGCGCAUGCGGGCCGCGGUCCUCAGCGGGGUGCUCCUGUCUGCCCUCCACCUGGCUAUUGCUCUGCGCACCAACGCCCAGGACCAGUUCCUGCUCAAGCAGCUUGUCUCCAAUGUCCUCAUUUUCUCCUGCACCAACAUUGUGGGUGUCUGCACCCACUACCCGGCGGAGGUCUCCCAGAGACAGGCCUUCCAGGAGACCCGGGAGUGCAUCCAGGCGAGACUCCACUCACAGCGGGAGAACCAGCAGCAGGAGCGGCUCCUGCUGUCUGUCCUGCCCCGUCACGUUGCCAUGGAGAUGAAAGCCGACAUCAACGCCAAGCAGGAGGAUAUGAUGUUCCAUAAGAUUUACAUCCAGAAACAUGACAACGUGAGCAUCCUGUUUGCUGACAUCGAGGGCUUCACUAGCCUGGCAUCCCAGUGCACUGCCCAGGAGCUGGUCAUGACCCUCAACGAGCUCUUUGCCCGCUUCGACAAGCUGGCUGCGGAGAAUCACUGUUUACGUAUUAAGAUCCUGGGGGAUUGUUAUUACUGCGUCUCAGGGCUGCCGGAAGCGAGGGCCGACCACGCCCAUUGCUGUGUGGAGAUGGGCAUGGACAUGAUUGAGGCCAUCUCGUUGGUCCGGGAGGUGACAGGGGUGAACGUGAACAUGCGCGUGGGAAUUCACAGCGGGCGAGUACACUGCGGUGUCCUUGGUCUCAGGAAGUGGCAAUUCGACGUCUGGUCCAAUGACGUCACGCUGGCCAACCACAUGGAGGCUGGAGGCAAGGCAGGACGCAUCCACAUCACCAAGGCCACGCUCAACUACCUGAAUGGCGACUACGAGGUGGAGCCAGGCUGCGGGGGCGAGCGCAACGCCUACCUCAAGGAGCACAGUAUUGAGACCUUCCUCGUCCUGAGCUGCACCCAGAAGCGGAAAGAAGAGAAGGCCAUGAUUGCCAAGAUGAAUCGCCAGAGAACCAACUCCAUUGGGCACAACCCUCCACACUGGGGAGCUGAGCGCCCCUUCUACAACCACCUGGGCGGCAACCAGGUGUCCAAGGAGAUGAAGCGGAUGGGUUUUGAAGACCCUAAAGACAAGAAUGCCCAGGAAAGUGCCAACCCAGAGGAUGAAGUGGACGAGUUUCUGGGCCGUGCCAUUGACGCCAGGAGCAUCGACAGGCUGCGGUCUGAGCACGUCCGCAAGUUCCUCUUGACCUUCAGGGAGCCUGACUUAGAGAAGAAGUAUUCCAAGCAGGUGGAUGACCGACUCGGUGCCUACGUGGCGUGUGCCUCACUCGUCUUCCUCUUCAUCAGCUUUGUCCAGAUCACCAUUGUGCCCCACUCUGUGUUCAUGUUGAGUUUCUACCUGACCUGUUUCCUGCUGCUGACCUUGGUGGUAUUUGUAUCCAUGAUCUACUCCUGUGUGAAGGUGACAGAAGAGGGGGCACAGCCCACCUGCCUGCCUGCACUGGCCAUUCUCUUCCCAGCCCCACUGCAGACGCUCUCCAGGAAGAUUGUGCGGUCCAGGAUGAACAGCACCCUGGUCGGGGUGCUCACUAUCACCCUGGUGUUCCUGUCGGCUUUUGUCAACAUGUUCAUGUGCAACUCCAAUGACCUGUUCGGCUGCCUGGCGGAGGAGCACAACAUCAGUGCCAGCCAGGUCAAUGCGUGCCACGUGGUGGAGUCGGCCGCCAACUACAGCCUGGGUGAUGAGCGGGGCUUCUGCAGCAGCUCCUGGCCCAACUGCAGCUUCCCCGAGUACUUCACCUACAGCGUGCUGCUCAGCCUGCUGGCCUGCUCCGUGUUCCUGCAGAUCAGCUGCAUUGGGAAGCUGGUGCUCAUGCUGGCCAUCGAGCUCAUAUAUGUGCUCAUUGUCGAGGUGCCCGGUGUCACGCUCUUUGACAAUGCUGACCUGCUGGUCACCGCCAACGCCAUAGACUUCAACAACAACGGGACCUCCCAGUGCCCUGAGCACGCGACUAAGGUGGCGCUGAAGGUAGUGACACCCAUCAUCAUCUCAGUCUUUGUGCUGGCCCUGUACCUGCACGCCCAGCAGGUGGAGUCCACCGCCCGCCUCGACUUCCUCUGGAAACUUCAGGCCACGGAGGAGAAGGAGGAGAUGGAGGAGCUGCAGGCCUACAACCGGCGGCUGCUGCACAACAUCCUGCCCAAGGACGUGGCCGCCCACUUCCUGGCCCGCGAGAGGCGCAACGACGAGCUCUACUAUCAGUCGUGUGAGUGCGUGGCCGUCAUGUUCGCCUCCAUCGCAAACUUCUCCGAGUUCUACGUGGAGCUGGAGGCCAACAACGAGGGCGUUGAGUGCCUGCGGCUGCUCAACGAGAUCAUCGCCGACUUUGAUGAGAUCAUCAGUGAGGAUCGGUUCAGGCAGCUGGAAAAGAUCAAGACCAUUGGCAGCACCUACAUGGCUGCCUCAGGCCUCAACGACUCCACCUACGACAAGGUGGGCAAGACGCACAUCAAAGCGCUGGCCGACUUCGCCAUGAAGCUGAUGGACCAAAUGAAGUACAUCAAUGAGCACUCCUUCAACAACUUCCAGAUGAAGAUCGGGCUCAAUAUUGGCCCAGUGGUGGCCGGGGUGAUCGGGGCUCGCAAGCCUCAGUACGACAUCUGGGGCAAUACAGUGAACGUGGCCAGCCGCAUGGACAGCACCGGCGUGCCCGACCGCAUCCAGGUCACCACAGACAUGUACCAGGUUCUGGCUGCCAACACAUACCAGCUGGAGUGCAGGGGUGUGGUCAAGGUCAAGGGCAAAGGCGAGAUGAUGACCUACUUCCUCAAUGGAGGGCCCCCGCUAAGUUAGCAGCUGCCAGCAACGAUGCCAGGCAGCGUGGCCCUCCAGAGGAAUGGAAAUGGCUUCUUUGUGUGCCGGCCAGGCAGGUGGAAGCCUGCGCUCCAGCCCACAUGGCUGCACUGGUGAGAUUUUCCGCUUUGACUCCAGAAGCAGCUUCUUGCCUUUGGGGCGGGCAGCGGCCUCCGUCCCAGGCCCCAGGGUGCCAGCGUCCUGCCAGCACCAAGCUGACCAAAGAUGCUUCCCCCUGUAGCAGACUCUGCAAGAUGCGAUCUGAAUCCUGAGUUUUUGAACAGGUGCUGCUGCACGGGUGGCAAGGAGCUGCCGAGUGUCUCCCGGUGUGCGGCAGCCCAGCGCACCACAGCUGGGCUGAGGGAGAGGCCUCGGCGCCACGCCAGCCCGGAACCCAGGACCCUGAGGGGUCUGCUUUUCUAUGUGAGCCUUUAACUUCAGACAGAGGCGGAGGGCCCUGCUCUGCGGAGGGGCUUUUGGGCAGAAGUGCUGGCUUUUGGAGGGACUUUAAGUGGCCUUCCUCAGGGUCCUCCUCCUCCACCCCACAAUGCCCCUUUGAGAGGGACAGAACUAAUUCGAGGGGAGGCGAGAGGACUUGGAGCAAGGAGUGGUGGUUCUGAGAAAAAGAAAAUAUUUAUUAAAUAAAACAAGUUUCUGUGCCCUUCUUUAGACUAUGCUAGUUGUAUGCGUGUAAGAGACCCGCAAGCAAACGAGGAUGCCACUGGGGAGGGGGGUGGGGAUUCCAACUUGUCUUUUUUGUAUUUUUAUUUUGUAUUAUUGAAAACCUUGGAGAGCUAACAAAUAUACCAAAUUCUAUAUUUUGUAAAUUCUCUAUAUUAGAAAACAGCUGUGUACAGCGGGGUGUUUGUGCUCAUUUGUACUGUACGUUAUGUCCGCGUGUGCACCAGUGUGUGUGUGUUUAUGCUGUGGAACUGGUCUCAGACAAGACACCUGUUUCCCUCCCUUCAGAUUUGGCAGUUUUGUUUUUCCCAGGUCCAGCCAGAGCAGUGAGCAUGUCUUUUUGGGUUCAGAUUAAGUAGGAAGAUGCAUGUACACAUUACCCCACCUCUCUAACACACACACACACACACACACACACACACACACACAGAAUCACAUCCCGUAAGUAACACACACACACACACACACACACACACACACACACACACACACACACAGAAUCACAUCCCGUAAGUAACACACACACACACACACACACACACAGAAUCACAUCCCGUAAGUAAAAUGCAAAUAUAAUGAAAACAAAAAGCUUCCUUCCCACCUCAGGCCAAGGUGGGAACAAGGGAAGCAGCCUUGGCCUGUGGCAGAGCACAUGGCGGCCACCAUGCACCCGUCCCCUCCUUGCGAUGGCAGCCGAGGAGAGGCAGCUCUUGCAGCUCAGAGAGGUCAGCGGAUGGCCCCAGCUCGGGCGGGGGUGAGGGGCUGCGCCUGGCUGGCCUUCCAGGUGGCCGAGGGGCAGGUGGCUCUCUCCUGAGAUGAUCCCUUAGCCUUGGGGAUGUAAUGUGCGGUGUUUAGGUCCAGGGAAGUGUGGUGGCCUUGCCCCCCACCUGUAAACCAGAAGAAAGGGUAGAGCCUAGCUUCCCAGGGUAAAACUAGCAGAAAUUUUGUCUGGUUUUUGUUUUCUUGGGAGGCGGCGGUUAAUGCCGUUUUUAUACCCUGUGAGGGAGGCAUCUGGAAAAGGACAUACUAUCACAGAGAUGCCCUCAAGCAGAGUCCUUGGACAUGUGCCCCAGACCUUUGCAUUGCUUCUCAGGGCAGAACUAUUCUCACCUCCAGCACGAGCUUGGAGGUGGGGAGGCAGCUGUGUAACAGCUCCAAAAUGCUACUUGGACCCCCACCUACCACCUCUCACUGGACACUAGCCCUGGCCUCCCCUUUCCACACACCAACUCCCACCCCAAUUUGAACACAGCUCUGAGAAGUAAAACUUUUUUUCCUGGAUCGAAAACUGCCAGCCUGAGUCUGUCCACGCUUUUGCUGCUCCAUCCUUUGAGUUCUGCAUCACCCCUCUUGCAUCUAUUGCAGGGGGCUAGCUUUCUCCGUGGUCCUGUUCUCAAGUCCCUACCCCUCCAUAUUGUCCGCCAGUGGUGCUGGGUUUUCAUUUUGCUUCCAGCCUGAGUACUGUCUGUGUGCUGAGGAACCCCCACCCCACCCCAUUCCCUCUGUUGGCCAUUGCCUCUCUGGCCUCGAGGGGGCCCGUCCUCCCCAUCCCAGCAGUGACUGGUGGCCACUUGCAGUGCUAGCUCUUCAUUCCCUCCAAGGGGUGUGCACUCUUUUUAUUCCUGCUCUUGCAAAAAACAGAUACGAUUAUGAUUUCCCAUGGAAAUUGAAAAGUCUAUUUAAAUAAUUUAACUAUUAAACACUUUCACUGGU